Molecule: messenger RNA, 1552 nt
Organism: Elaeis guineensis (African oil palm)
Lineage: Eukaryota; Viridiplantae; Streptophyta; Magnoliopsida; Arecales; Arecaceae
Source: RefSeq, a predicted model, not a curated record
UCCCCAUCCUUCACUCAGAGGCCCAUUCGCUCUCUCUCGCCCCGCCCACCUCCCAUGGCUUUCUUUCGUUCGGUCUCUCGCUCUCUCCUCUGGAGGCACCCCAAGCCCCACGCCUCUCUCUGGCGAUCGCUCUCCGGCGCUGCCCCCAAGGAGGAGAGGAUCGACGCCGCAGGCUAUCACGUCGCCGGCGGCCCAUCCUUCAUGCGGGGAGCCGUCUUCUGGGAGCCCAACCGGCCCCUCACCAUCGAGGAGUUCCACAUGCCCCGCCCCAAAGCCGGCGAGGUCCUCAUCAAAACCAAAGCUUGUGGAGUCUGUCAUUCUGAUCUUCAUGUCAUGAAAGGUGAACUUCCCUUUUCAAGCCCUUGCGUUGUUGGUCAUGAAAUAACCGGAGAGGUUGUUGAUCAUGGUGCACACACGGAUACUGGGGUUAUAAAGAGGUUCCCUAUUGGAAGUCAUGUUGUUGGAGCAUUUAUAAUGCCUUGUGGUAACUGCUGCUUCUGUGUGAAGGGUCAGGAAGAUCUUUGUGAGGCUUUUUUUGCCUACAAUCGUGCAAAGGGAACACUUUAUGAUGGUGAAACCCGACUAUUUCUGCGCAGCAAUGGAAAGCCGGUCUACAUGUACAGCAUGGGCGGACUUGCUGAAUAUUGUGUUGUGCCAGCUAAUGCAUUGGCUGUUCUUCCUAAUUCACUGCCGUACACCGAAUCAGCAAUUCUAGGAUGUGCAGUCUUCACCGCCUAUGGUGCCAUGAGACAUGCAGCUGAAAUGCGAGCUGGUGAUUCAGUUGCUGUAAUUGGAGUUGGUGGUGUUGGAUCAAGAGACUGUUUCCCGCACCCACUCCCGCGCCCGCACCCGCACUUGAAUUCACUUCUGCACUCGCUCCCGCUUCCAGCAAGUAAGAUCGCAAAGGCAUUUGGGGCUGCAGAGAUUAUUGCAGUUGAUGUUCUAGAUGAAAAACUUCAAAGUGCAAGAAUGCUUGGAGCAACUCACACAGUAAAUGCAUUGAAAGAAGAUGUUGUUGACAAGAUCAAGGAAAUCACUGGAGGAAUGGGAGUGGAUGUGGCGGUAGAAGCACUGGGAAAACCAUUAACAUUUAUGCAGUGCACUAAAAGUGUACGAGACGGAGGGAAAGCUGUUAUGAUAGGACUUGCUCCAACAAAUGCUAUGGGUGAAGUAGAUAUAACUCGUCUUGUUCGCAGACAGAUAAAGAUAAUUGGUUCAUAUGGGGCGAGAGCAAGACAAGAUCUUCCCCACUUGGUGAAACUUGCAGAGACUGGCAUUUUCAAUCUCCAAAAUACUGUAUCAAGAAAAUGCAAAUUCGAGGAAGCAAAUAGUGCAUAUGAGGAUCUUAACCAUGGGAAAAUUGUUGGACGAGCGGUGGUUGAGCUGAUGUAGUUGAAGAUGUACGAGUAGUUUGGUUUUGGUAUGAGAUCAUCUUCCACCUUGAUGCUUAUCUUAGUCACUGUUGUUAUUUCUCGUUGUUGUUUUGAUGUGAAUCACUGUCUUUUUUCAUGUCAACAAUAAAAUUAAUCAAAAGUGUAGUUCAAAUGUUUUC